This is a messenger RNA of Trichoderma virens Gv29-8, 918 nucleotides long. RefSeq lists its product as uncharacterized. The record is from RefSeq and is a predicted model, not a curated record. The transcript is spliced from 3 exons. NCBI's taxonomy places the organism in Eukaryota, Fungi, Ascomycota, Sordariomycetes, Hypocreales, Hypocreaceae. Bases 1 to 918 code for a protein of 305 amino acids.
AUGGAAGGGAGCAUUUCUGUAAACGAGCCGCAUCUCAAGAUGCGAAUCCGUCGCUGGAGACGCUACCAGCCAACGACAAACCGUGCCAAGAAAGAUGGAGGUGGUGAGACGGCACCAGAGCCAUCAUCUGGACAUCCAACCGCAUCUCUUACCAAAAGAGUUGAAGUUGAAUUCAUCAAUGCAACACAUCCCCGAGAUGCUACCUCAUCGGCCGCUGUUUCUAGCAUUCGAUCUCAUGCAGCUCGCGGCGUCCAUGCUUCGCGUCGGGUAUCGACCCUGCCGACAUGUAUGGAUUCGAAUGGAAGAGGAACGCGAGUGGAUACUGGCGAAGUCUCUCAACUGGCUUUUACCUGGCCCGCUAGUCUCGGGCUUGCGGGAUUCGAACCCUUAUUCCAAGGGAUAAGACCCAUCACAAAGCUUGAGCACUAUCUCUUGGACCACUAUGUAAAAUCUGUUAUCCCAGAAUCUCGGGAGUGGUGUGACCACCCUGAGGGAGACCUUGUGUUCUUCGAAAGCACGAGGCUGUAUUGGUUCCCCUUUAUCGUCUCGGAGACUGGCUUAUUAGCCGGCGUCAUGCUGUCUGCAUGCCGGAAUCUUGCACUACAUGGGCGCCGGGGGCCAUUUGAUUGUGAUUUCGCACAAGUGGCAACGAGGUAUAAAGUCGAGUGUAUCAGAUCCGUAAACGCGGCUAUUGCUGUGGAAAGAUAUUCUAUUAGCACUGCGUCCAUCGCGAAAGCGCUAAUGCUGUGCACCGACGAAGCCUUGUGUAGGAAUGUGACCGCUUCGAUACAGCAUUACGAAGGCAUGAGCCAAAUGAUACAGCUGAGGGGAGGUUUGCCAAACCUCGGCGUUGAUGGAUUCCUAGGCAAAGCUUUCAGAGGGUGCAAUGUGUACGAGUACUUUGGGAAACUUCAAUGA